AUGUGCGAGGAAGAGAGUAAAACAAAAGAAGGCGGGAAGGAAUUUGAAAUAUAUUGUCCGAUCAAUCGUCCCGUGUGUGAGGAGGGAUAUGAGAUAGAGGAUGUUGAAUUAUCCGACCAUCUCUACAUAGUAGUUUCGAAAGUGCUUAUGUAUAGUGUAUUUGUGUUAACUGCUAUCGGGACUGUUCAGACGUAUUUUGGCCGAAGUGUUUUCAUGACCAUUUUUGGACUGAUUUCAUUUGCUCUUUUCCUUUUACUGACAUAUUGUCAUUAUAAAGCGAUCCACACAUCUCCGGGUGUUGUCAAAAACUAUGUACCCAAUUACCCUGAACAAGAGUUACAAGAUGCAAUCAAUCGCGUGAAUAUAGGUAUUAAAAAGGAUUGUAAAAUAUAUGACAUAUGUUAUCCUGUGAGGUGGUGUCCUGUGUGUAAUAGCUUCAGACCACCCCGUUCGUAUCAUUGUAAAAAGUGUGGGUGUUGUGUUGAGAAGCGAGAUCAUCAUUGUCCUUGGGUUAAUAGUUGUGUAGGGAAGAAUAACAUGAAAUUUUUCCUUCAGUUCAUGUUCUACGCGUCGAUCACACUCUUCUUUGCAAUAAUUAUCAACGGGUCAUCCCUCUUCCAUGCCAUUACGAAUAUGAACACACAGAGUGGAUUCAAAUGGUCUGUUGUAACUGUCAUAGUACCAUGUGCAGUGGGUACCGCUGUAUCUCUUGCUUUAUUCACCGGGAUAUUUCUUCUCUUUUUGAACUAUGUCUUUGUCAUAGGUCGCAAUGAAACAUCGAUGGAGUCCAUAGAGAUCUCCAAACUAGCUUUCAUGAACUCUGUUUCACGAGAUGUAGUAAAAGAGAGGUUACCAAAAUACACAAAAGGUGCAUGGAACAAUUUUAAGGAGGUCUUAGGUCCCACACCGAUCGACUGCAUUUGUGCUGCGACAUCACUGGAAGAACUCGGGUACUGGGACGGCGUAAAAGCACUUCGAAAGGAAUUCCCUUAUCUUGAUGGAAAUGUUUAUUUGGACUAUACAGCAGCGGGUCUCCAUCAAAUCUCUCAGUUAAAGGAUUUUUAUUACGACCUCGCAUCACACAUCUACGGAAACGCGCAUAGCAUCUCCCCGUCGUCGAAGUUAACCGAUGGGAUGGUGAAAAAGAUGAGGAAGAGAAUACUAAAGUACUUCAACGCGAAUGAAAAGGAAUACGACGUCGUCUUCACGAGUGGGGCGACCGAAGCUUUAAAGACCGUUGGAGAGAACUUCCCAUUCACUGAGGCAUCUGUCUUUUUAUAUCUGUUACAGAACCAUAAUAGUGUUCUUGGGAUUCGAGAGUAUGCGAGUAAAGCGAAUGCUACGUGGGGGUAUUUCACGGAGGACGACCCCGAACAACAGUGGAGAAGUGUCUUGAACAAAUUGAAUAACUUGAACACGACAAACGUGACGCACCAUUUGAUUGCGUUCCCCGGAGAAGACAACUUCAAUGGAGCCAAAUUCCCGCUUGACUGGAUUUGCAAAAUUCAGUCGUUGUCGAACGAGAAAAACAAAUUCUAUGUCCUCCUCGACGCAGCGGCUCUUGUCCCAAGCGCGCAACUCGAUCUGACAAAAUACCACCCGGACUUUGUGUCAAUCAGUUUCUACAAGAUGUUCGGAUUCCCAACCGGCGUAGGUGCGCUUAUUAUUAAGAAGGAGGUUGCGAAAGCAAUGAAGAUCUCGUAUUUUGGGGGUGGGACUGUAGUGAUGGCUGCUGCUGAUCGAGACUGGAAAGUAUUCCCCGACCAUCUUCCACCAAAGUAUGAAGCUGGAACGCUGAAUUUCCAUGGAAUACUCGGCGUUAAACACGGAUUCAAACACUUCCCAGACAUCAAAAUUAUUCAGAAACACACGUAUGCACUGACACGAGUAUUGUACACCGAGUUACUCAAAUUGGCGUAUUCGAAUGGGACAAAGGCAAUUGAAAUCUACGGAAAUCACAAGAAGGCGAAUUACGAGAAUCAGGGCCCUGUUGUGACAUUUAACGUGUUGAAUAGUAGACACACCUAUGACAACGUUUUCCCGAAGCACGUUCCUUUAUUGAAAAUCAAUCAAUUUUUGGCAGCUAAGAAUAUCCAUGUGAGAAUUGGAUGCACGUGCAAUCCGGGAAGUUGUUUGAGCAGCUUGAAUGUAACGAGUCUUGCUGCAAUUGCUGUGACAGACCCGAACACUUCAAUUGAUACAAUGCUUGAAGGUAAACAAUACGGUGCUGUAAGAGUUUCAAUUGGGUAUCCGACAACCAUCGGCGACAUCAGAAAGUUUGUGAAAACGAUGAAGGAGUUUAUCAAGUUGGUCGAGUAA
Molecule: messenger RNA, 2319 nt
Organism: Entamoeba invadens IP1
Lineage: Eukaryota; Evosea; Mastigamoebida; Endamoebidae
Product: zinc finger protein DHHC domain containing protein, putative
Exons: 5
Coding region: 1-2319 (772 amino acids)
Biological process (GO): molybdopterin cofactor metabolic process
Molecular function (GO): molybdenum cofactor sulfurtransferase activity; palmitoyltransferase activity
Source: RefSeq, a predicted model, not a curated record